UUAAUAAACUUAAAUCACUUUAGACAAUUCUUCAAAAUGUUUCGUUUGUGCCUUUUCACAGUGCUUUUGGUGGCAGUAGCAGUCAACUGUUUGCCAUCCAAACAUGAAGCCAAAAUGGGCAGGAUUGCCUUAAAAAAAGUUAAGCUUGACAGAAAUUUUCUUGCACAAAUUGGACCACACAGGGAAGCUCUCAAGGAGCGUUACUCCAAAUUAAGAUCUGGUUCUGGUGUUGAGCCACUGACCAACUACAUAGAUGCCCAAUACUUUGGAGAAAUCUCCAUUGGAACUCCAGCGCAAAACUUCACCGUCAUUUUCGAUACUGGCUCCUCAAACCUGUGGGUUCCAUCCGUCAAAUGUCCAUCUUCUAAUGUUGCUUGCAUGCUCCACAACAAAUACGAUUCCGACAAAUCAUCCACUUACAAAGCUGAUGGUAGAUCUUUCGCUAUCGAAUACGGAACUGGAUCUAUGGCUGGAUUCCUCUCAACUGACACAAUCACUAUUGCCGGUUUGACCGCUAAAGGCCAAGCCUUCGCUGAAGCCAUCACCCAACCAGGUUCCACCUUCAUCGCAGGCAAAUUCGAUGGUAUUUUAGGUAUGGGUUACGCUAGCAACUCUAUCGAUGAAGUUGCACCAGUUUUUGACAACAUGGUAGCUCAAGGAUCCGUAGACGAACCCGUCUUCUCUUUCUACCUUAACAGAGAUUCAGAUGAUGAAUUGGGCGGUGAACUUAUUUUGGGAGGUACCGAUCCUGCGCACUACGAAGGAGAGAUCACCUGGGUCGAUGUAACCAAAAAAUCCUACUGGCAAUUCACUGUCGAAGGUAUGAGCAUCGAUGGGCAGAGCUUAAGCGUUUGCAAUGGAGGUUGUCAAGUCAUCGCUGAUACUGGUACUAGUCUCAUCACUGGGCCAUACAGAGAUAUCGGACAAAUUAAUGAUGCUAUCGGGGCCGAAUUAACAUUCAGCGGAGAAGCUUUUGUUGAUUGCGCUAGUAUCCCAGAUCUUCCCAACAUUAACUGGGUUAUUAACGGCAAAAACUUUACUCUUGAGGGCAAAGACUACAUCGUAAAAAUCGAAGAUGAAGGAGAGACCGUGUGUAUGUCUGGAUUUCAGGGCUUGGAUAUCAAUGAUGGUUUGUGGAUUCUUGGUGAUGUCUUUCUUGGCAAAUUCUAUUCUAUUUACGAUCUUGGCAAUGACCGUGUUGGUUUUGCUGUUUCCAAGGAUUAAAGCUAAAGGCUUAAUUUUAAGAAAUAUUGUAAUUUUUCGGUAAAAUCAAAAUAAAAUAUAAACUUAUUUAAUUAUUGCUUUUAUUCAGUUCAAUUUCAUCAAAUCACUUUUACAAUAUUACUAUACCUACAUUUUAAAAUAAAUUAAUAGCAUGUUUUAAACAGUUGUACUGUUAAAAUCAUACAUUGAAAUAAGUACAAGAUUAAAAUAUGGAAUAAUUGCAUGCUUUGCAAGAACUAUUUCUCAAAUAUAUUUCAUUAAAUAGUGGCAUACAAUAAAAGUUAUAAAUCAUUAAAUUAUAAAUAUAUGUAUAACAAAUUAACACUUCAAAUUUUGUAUUGCAUUUCUCUAUAAAAACAUCUUAUCACUGGUUUCAUAACGUUAUUAUUAUUUAUAAUAACUUUGGAAAUUUAUUAUAGCAAAGAUAAAAUGUUUUAAUCAUUAAGGCAAUAUUUUGGCAUAGGAUAAAUAAUUUACACACAAAAACUUUCAUCUUAACUAAUUGAUUAACAUAGUUAAAGCAUCAAGUAUAAAAUAGAAUUCUUCCACCAUUAUUGCAUUUAAAUUCAAAAAUUGAUCUAUAAAGUUGUAGACUCUAAAUAAAAAAUAAUAUAAACUAAAAUAAAUAACAAACAAACAAACAGGAUAAAUAAUUCCCGGGAAUGAUAAGUAAACCCAAAUUUGACAACAGAGAAAAAUAAAUAAAUUUAAAAUAUAUACAAUGCAAGCUAAACCUACAUCUAUUCACAAAACUUUUAAAUUUUGAAUUAAUAAUCAGUCUUCCCAAUAAUGCACAUCAAAGGCACCGUAUACAUAUGUUAAUAAAUAUCAACAAAUUAUUCGUGUAAAGUAUCAACUGAUACAGCAAAAUCUUUUGCCAUUCCUAUUCUAGGAUUCUUGUUUGACAUUCUGUUCGUUAUAUCAUCAUGUAAAUAAGAUAAAACUUUUUUGACUUCCACGUUCUUGGAAGGCGCCAAUCUUAUUGCAUCCUUUACAUCUGCCAAGGCACUCUCGUAUAACUUAAGAUCUAAUCUCGCCUUUGCCCGCGCGUAAUAAGCUUCGUAAGAAUCGAAUUUCAUUGCCAGGGCUUCGUUGGCCAAC
Messenger RNA from Brassicogethes aeneus, 2325 nucleotides. Lineage: Eukaryota; Metazoa; Arthropoda; Insecta; Coleoptera; Nitidulidae. The record is from the annotation of a GenBank genome assembly.